Molecule: messenger RNA, 426 nt
Organism: Chaetomium globosum CBS 148.51
Lineage: Eukaryota; Fungi; Ascomycota; Sordariomycetes; Sordariales; Chaetomiaceae
Exons: 2
Coding region: 1-426 (141 amino acids)
Source: RefSeq, a predicted model, not a curated record
AUGUCCAACCCCACCGAAACCAUCAAACAACCCGCGCCAGGCGACGCCAUCGCCGACCUCGCCGCAUCCCUCCUUUCCUCCCCCAAACACCACCACCACCACCACCACCACCCCCAUCCCACCGCCACCACCACCAACAACAACCCCACCGCCACCAACCAAGACACCACCGCCGAGGACAGCGGCACCGAGCGCGCCAUGUCGCACACCGGCGCCUGGAAGCCCGCCCUCGACCGCCGCCAGAGCUGGAGCGCCCAGGAGUACAAGCACGACCUGCUCAAGCGGCAGUGCAUGGGCGGCGGGGCGGGGAAGGAGGGCGGUGGGUUUAGCGAGGUUUAUGUCACGUUUACCGGUUGGAGCAUGGAUAUGAAGGAGCAUUAUGGGUUCCAGGUUAAGGACCGCGAGGAACGCGCUUACAAUCUUUAG